UUUUUCCACGUUAAAAAACUCUUCACCACUCGAUUAAUAUCCUAGGCUUUCAAGACACCUUUUGGUCUCCACGAAAAAACAGUCGCAACAAUGAGGGAAGAAGAAGACGACCCUCAUACUCUGUUAGUCCCACAGCAUCAAGAAGACGCUAAUCUGAUCGAACGUACUUGGUUAGAGUCGAAGAAGCUAUGGCAAGUAGCAGCCCCAUCCAUCUUCAGCCGCCUCGCUAUGUUCUCUGUCACCGUCGUCACCCAAUCCUUCGCCGGCCACCUCAGUGACCUCGACCUCGCCGCCAUUUCCAUCGCCACCACCGUCAUCAUUGCCGUCACAUUCGGUUUCAUGCUAGGCAUGGCCAGCGCGCUCGAGACUCUGUGUGGUCAGGCCUACGGAGCUAAACAGUACCACAUGUUGGGGACGUAUAUGCAGCGUUCUUGGGUGGUUCUGUUUCUAUGUGCAGUGUUGCUUUUACCUCUAUUUGUGUUUGCUACGCCAUUGUUGAAGCUCAUGGGACAGCCAGAGGUUGUGGCCGAGCAGACUGGUUUAGUUUGCCUCUGGUUGAUUCCGUUUCACUUGAGCUUCCCAUUUCAGCUGACACUGCAGAGAUUCUUGCAGAGUCAGCGAAAGACUGGAGUGAUUGCCUGGGUUUCUGGAGGGGUUUUGGCCCUCCAUGUGUUUGUGAGUUGGGUUUUUGUGUAUGAGUUGAGGAUUGGGAUUGUUGGGACUGCUCUUACUAUUGGUUUGGCUUGGUGGUUAUCGGUUUUGGGUUUCUUUCUGUACACUAUUUGUGGUGGUUGUAAAGAAACAUGGACUGGUUUUUCAGCUGAAGCUUUUGUUGGGCUCUGGGAUUUCUUUAAGCUUUCUUUGGCUUCUGGGUUCAUGCUCUUAUUGGAGAAUAUUUAUUUUAGAGCUUUGGUGAUAGUGUCUGGGUAUAUGCACAAUACUGAGAUUGCUGUUGAUGCCCUUUCCAUAUGCAUGAGUAUCUAUGCUUGGGAGUCUAUGAUUCCACUAGGAUUUCUGGCAGCAGUUGGAGUGCGGGUAGCAAAUGAACUUGGCGCAAGCAACGCCAAAGGUGCAAAAUUUGCAACCUCAGUUGCAGUCUUGACCUCCCUAGCAGUGGGACUUCUGUUUUCCUUAAUAUUAAUAGCUUUCCAUGAGAAGCUUGCAAUGAUCUUUACCUCCAGCAUUCCUGUUGUCACUAUGGCCAAUGAUUUAUCAGUCUUGUUGGCAUUCACCAUUCUCCUCAAUUGCAUUCAACCAGUGCUAUCAGGAGUUGCAAUCGGAUCUGGUCGGCAAGCAAUAGUAGCUAUUGUAAAUAUAGGUAGCUACUACCUGGUUGGCAUGCCUGCUGGGGUUGUUUUAGGAUGGUUGUUAAUGUUUGGUAUUAAGGGCUUGUGGGCUGGAAUGAUCAGUGGAACUGUGGUUCAAACCUUGAUACUGAUAAUUAUCACCAUGAGAUGUGAUUGGGAAAAAGAGGCAGAGAGAGCUCAUAUUCACAUAACAAAGGAUGCGGCUACACCAUUGAUCUUUUCUCAAUGAUAUUACCAUAUGCUCUUGUCUGUGUGACAUUUUCUGUUCAAAGUAUGCGUGAUUUGUUUUAAACUGAUGCAUGCCUAAAUUGAAUGAGGUGAUAAUUCCAAUAUAUCUCGAUUGAGAUACUUUAAUUCAGUUCCCAGGUACCAGUUCAUGAGGGCAGUGCUGAUUUUGUCAUAGAAAAACGAAAUCAGCUGUAGCCUUGUUAUAUCUGGUAGUCUUUUCCUAGCCGGACGCUGAUAUGGAAAAAGGGUUUACACGAUGAACAAAUGUGGUGAUAUGAUGAAUGAACUUGAUUGGUUGAAGCCUUGGAGUUGUGUGUUACCUGCUGCUAUUUGCUUCUGCUGCCUUUUGGGAGUUGGUUGCUAGAAUAGUUGAAUUUCUCUUUGCUUCCUUGUUUUGUAUGAUUGCUGUUUAGCGGGUGAUCCUGGUUGGGCCUUGUUGCCUUCCUUUCUCUUCUGGCUGCGACAUUGUUGCCUUGUUUUUCAUAUUUAAUACUUGUGCUUUUAAGGUGGA
Molecule: messenger RNA, 2046 nt
Organism: Fragaria vesca subsp. vesca
Lineage: Eukaryota; Viridiplantae; Streptophyta; Magnoliopsida; Rosales; Rosaceae
Product: protein TRANSPARENT TESTA 12-like
Exons: 8
Coding region: 91-1536 (481 amino acids)
Biological process (GO): xenobiotic detoxification by transmembrane export across the plasma membrane
Cellular component (GO): membrane
Molecular function (GO): antiporter activity; xenobiotic transmembrane transporter activity
Source: RefSeq, a predicted model, not a curated record